This is a messenger RNA of Dryobates pubescens (Downy woodpecker), 657 nucleotides long. RefSeq names its product forkhead box I2 (gene FOXI2). The transcript is spliced from 2 exons. The record is from RefSeq and is a predicted model, not a curated record. Gene Ontology annotation, biological process: cell differentiation; anatomical structure morphogenesis; regulation of transcription by RNA polymerase II. Lineage: Eukaryota; Metazoa; Chordata; Aves; Piciformes; Picidae. Bases 1 to 657 code for a protein of 218 amino acids. Gene Ontology annotation, molecular function: RNA polymerase II cis-regulatory region sequence-specific DNA binding; DNA-binding transcription factor activity, RNA polymerase II-specific.
AUGCACGCCUUCGGGCCGCCUGCCGAGCCGCAGCCUCACGCCCAGGAGCUGCUGGACGUGGCGGGGUGUCCCGGGAUCUACCCGCCGGGCAGGUCCUUGCCUCAGCCUCAAACCACCGCUAAUCCUUAUCUGUGGCUCGGCGGCCCCACCGCCGCCUACCUGCCCGCCGGCCCCUUCCUGCCGUCGGGCUGUGCCCCCGCGCAGCGGCCGCUGUCGGGCGGUCCGGGUGCGGAGCGGGGCUGGCCGGGGCUGUCACCGCAGCAGGAGUGCCUGCGCCCAGCCAGGCCACCCUACUCCUACUCGGCGCUGAUCGCCAUGGCCAUCCAUAGCGCGCCGGGCCGGCGGCGGACCCUCAGCCAGAUCUACCAGUACGUGGCCGAAAACUUCCCCUUUUACAAGAAAAGCAAAGCAGGCUGGCAGAACUCCAUCCGCCACAACCUCUCCCUUAACGAUUGCUUCAAGAAGGUCCCGCGGGACGAGGACGACCCGGGCAAAGGCAACUACUGGACCCUUGACCCCAACUGUGAGAAAAUGUUCGAUAACGGCAAUUUCAGGAGGAGGAGGAAGAGACGGGCUGAGGCCAGCAUGCCUGAGGGGGCUGGGGGGCUGCGGGGGUCCCCCAGUGCUGAUACCCCCUUCUACGGGGCUCAGAUGUGA